Staurois parvus is the source of this 328-nucleotide messenger RNA. The record is from the annotation of a GenBank genome assembly. Lineage: Eukaryota; Metazoa; Chordata; Amphibia; Anura; Ranidae.
AUAAAUGCUGCACCACUGCCAGGGGUGGACUGACAACUCAUGGGGCCCUCGGGCAAUAGGGGAUCAUGGGGCCCCUGUGUCCUUGCUCACACUCAAACCACACCCAAAAAAGCCUAUGGAAGGUACCAGGGGCAUCUCAUGGGGCCCCCUACUGACCCCGGGCCCUCGGGCAGUGCCCGAGUUUCCAAAUGGUCAGUCCGCCCCUGCUAAAGACAUUUAUUCAGCAAUGCAUGGCAACUGCGAUAUGUCAAAAUGCUAUUUGUCUGGCAGUCCCUGGCUUCAAUUAUUUUGGCAUGUAGCAUUUUUAUAUUGCAUAGUAAAGUUAACC